AACUCCUAAAAAUUAAUAAAAACUAUAAAAUCAUUCAGAAACAAAAAUAGAACAAAAAUAACACGACCACAGUCUCAAACAUAAAUGUAAACAAAUGCACAAAACACAUUUUUUACAUAGUUCUGCUUUUUGCCCAGGAGGUACGUGAACGCAACGCGACUCCAUGGCAACUACUGAAUCGACAACAAUGGAGGACAAGAUGAAAGAAAACACUAAGAAGGUCACAGAAGAACAUAAAACGCUUCUUGUCAAACAUCAGAAGGAUUUAAGGGAUCCUAAUGUAGCCCUCCUGGCUGAGAAUCACGUGUUUGAAUGCUUUAUCAAACGCCUGGAUCCCAAGGAAUUUCAGGGGGAUGGUGGAGAAGGUCAACAAGCAGCUGGACACUCCCAACUGGACUGUGUGAAUGUUGACAGGAGGCAAAAGCCCCGCUACAUCUCAUCAGACUGCGACCAGCUGCUGACCUUGGAGCAAAAAAUCUUCUUAAUACAGAGAGAAAUAACAGAUACACGGAAAGAUCACGAAGAGCUUAAACAGAAAUAUGAGAAAAUCCAGGACAACUACAAGGCCGCUGUGAAAGAAGCAGAAUUGCGUUUAGCUGAGAUUCGAAAGUCUAAGAAGGAGUUUGAACACAGGUUAAUGAAAUCUAUGAAGGAUGGCCUACUGGAAAUGAAGGAGCCAGAGAAGGUGCUGCAGUACACUGAAGACAGGUCAAAGAUUGUUCAGUUGGAGAGGUUUAAUCUAAAAAAUCAAGCACUGAAGGUCCAGGAAAAAACUCUUCUGCAGAAACUCCUUCAGAAAAACGAAAUGGAAAAGGCAGAAUAUCAGGUGUAUUUCCUCGAGUAUGAUGAACCCAGAUUUGACAGAAGCCUCGAUGAACACCGAUGCAACUAUAGUAAGGUACAGCAUGUCCUCAGCGUGCACAAGGAGAAGCUGCAGAGUGUGAUGCUGGUGUCUGCAGAGUUGAGCAAUGACAUCUCGAAAAGAAAACUAAUGCUUGCAAAAAUUGAACAGGAAAUACAUCAUGCUGAAAAGGAGCGAUUAAAGGUUGAGGACAAGAACAGGCUCCUUCGUGAGCAGCUCGCGCAUCACCAGGCUCCUGGUAUCACGGAGUAUGUGUGUGCCAAGGACAAACACAAGAAACUGCAGCAGAGCAUCCACAAGUGGGAGACAAAGGUUGGGGUUGCUGAGAUGGCCUUGAAGACUCACAGAAGGAAGUGGAGCCAACAGAGAGCCAUUUCUUCUCCUGAAAGCAGAAUCAAGUUUGGAAUAACUAGCUCUGGUGAUUGUCAAAGUCCAGUGAAACUCCCCCACAUAGCAGAAACAAACACUUAGAAGUCAAGAAUCAGAACAGGUUUCUGAUCGUUUGGAGCCUAUAUUCUAAUACCAGCUAAUUUAAAAAUAAUUAACUAUUUCUUACUCUUUCAAAGCUUAUUUAACCAUAUUUGAUCAUUGGGAUCUUAGAUUUUGCAUGUGGGAGUAAUGUAGCCUGGCAAGCUAUCAUUUACAUGUAAAUACCUGCAGAGCAAAAUCUUUUUGCUGUUGCUACAAUCAGUCUAGAUUUCUAGGCAAGGAGUAAUAUUUAGUCAAUGUUAUUUUAUUCGUUUAAGUUUUUUCCCCUAACAAUUACUGUGUUUCUAAAAUAUUUUGCUGUUGUGGUAUUAAAGGGGCCAUAUCAUGGAAAAUUCACCUUUUCAAGCUUUUCACCUUGUGAUAAUAUUUCAUCAUGAAAAAAAUAAAACAAACCCAUUUUUGGCCGCA
This is a messenger RNA of Nothobranchius furzeri (turquoise killifish), 1759 nucleotides long. RefSeq names its product cilia and flagella associated protein 263 (gene cfap263). The record is from RefSeq and is a predicted model, not a curated record. Lineage: Eukaryota; Metazoa; Chordata; Actinopteri; Cyprinodontiformes; Nothobranchiidae. Gene Ontology annotation, cellular component: ciliary basal body; axoneme. Gene Ontology annotation, biological process: cilium assembly.